Messenger RNA from Diabrotica virgifera virgifera (western corn rootworm), 3870 nucleotides. It is a transcript of the gene Art1, whose product is annotated as protein arginine N-methyltransferase 1. Bases 167 to 1237 code for a protein of 356 amino acids. The record is from RefSeq and is a predicted model, not a curated record. Lineage: Eukaryota; Metazoa; Arthropoda; Insecta; Coleoptera; Chrysomelidae. Gene Ontology annotation, biological process: peptidyl-arginine methylation. Gene Ontology annotation, cellular component: nucleus. The transcript is spliced from 2 exons. Gene Ontology annotation, molecular function: protein-arginine N-methyltransferase activity.
UCAAUAAAAAAGUUUACACAGUGUCACCUGUCACCUGUCUUUUGUCGUUUCCUUCUAAAAGCCAAACAAUAAUUUCUGGUUAGGCGCCAAGAAAUAGAUUCUUUUAGAAAAUAAAACUUGCCCGUUUACAAUAAAAGAAAAGCAACGACUUUUAGCAGCACAUAAAAUGGAAACUAUGGAAGUAGCUCCAACAGCAGUUCUUAACAAUCAUGUUACCAAGGGAGAGAAAAUGGAAGACAUACCUGCCGAGGAAAUGACCUCCAGAGACUACUACUUCGAUUCUUAUGCACAUUUUGGAAUCCACGAGGAAAUGUUAAAAGAUGAAGUAAGAACCCUCACAUAUAGAAAUUCCAUGUAUCAUAACAAACAUUUAUUUGCGGGCAAAGUUGUUAUGGAUAUUGGCUGUGGUACAGGUAUUCUUAGUAUGUUUGCUGCUAAAGCCGGGGCUAAAAAAGUUCUUGCUGUUGAAUGUUCGAAUAUAGUGGACUAUGCCAAACAAAUAAUCGAAACCAACAAAUUAGACCACAUCAUUACCAUUGUCAAGGGCAAAGUAGAAGAAAUAACAUUACCAGACGGCAUCGAGAAAGUAGAUAUUAUAAUUUCCGAGUGGAUGGGUUACUGUUUGUUCUAUGAGAGUAUGCUCGAUACUGUACUAUUCGCAAGAGACAAGUGGUUGCAGCCUGAUGGUCUUCUAUUUCCUGAUCGAUGCUCACUCUUUGUUACUGCCAUUGAAGACAGACAGUAUAAGGACGAAAAAAUCAACUGGUGGGAUGAUGUUUAUGGUUUCGACAUGAGUUCUAUACGCAAAGUAGCUAUUAGUGAACCUUUAGUGGAUGUGGUGGAUCCUAAACAAGUUGUUACUGGACCUGCUUUAAUAAAGGAAGUUGAUCUAUACACUGUAAAAAAAGAAGAUCUGGAUUUCACUUCACCCUUCAUGCUGACAGUUAGAAGAAAUGAUUAUGUGCAAGCUUUAGUUACAUAUUUUACAGUUGAAUUUAGCAAAUGCCAUAAGCGUAUAGGUUUCACCACUGCCCCAGACGCUCCAUACACCCAUUGGAAACAAACAGUGUUCUAUUUUGAAAACUAUAUGACAGUAAAGAAGAAUGAAGAAAUACAUGGAAUGUUUACCAUGAAACCUAACCCCCGUAAUAAUAGGGAUUUAGAUUUUGUCAUUGAACUACAUUUCAAGGGAGAGUUAGGCGAAGUGCAUGAAGUCAAUAGAUAUAGAAUGCGUUAACAUAUUUUUCUAGUAUAAGUUUUUUAUCUGUUACUACUAUUGCAGUUGUCAAAUAACUGUUAAGUUUAAAAUCACUUGAUAAAGAAUCUUUAAUGGAUCAUGUAAAUGAAAAACAUCUAUAAGUAGCAGUGGUCUAAUUGGACCACCAAAAUACCUUAGGGUUCAUGAAAUCAACAUUUGGUUUUGUCUUAAAACAAACUUUUCCCUUCGUUGUUCCAGUUUGUAAGUCCAAUUUCUUCUUCUUCUACGGCACUACAGCCCAAAUUGAGCUUUGGCCUCCUUUAUUUUUUGCCUCCACCCUUGCCUGUCUGUGGCUGCUCUUCUCCAUACACGGACUCCUAAAAGGGCUUGUGCGUCGCUGUUUACUGUGUCUUCCCAGCGCUUUCGUGGCUUCCCAACUGGUCUCUUUCCUUGCAUUAAAGCAUGCAGUGCUCGUUUUGGUAGCCUAUCCUCUCCCAUUCUUAUCACAUGUCCGGCCCAUUGCAAUCUUUGUAAUCUAAUGAAGUCUGACAGGGGCGUUUCCUUAUAAAGUUGAUAAAGCUCGUUGUUGUAUCGACUUCUGAAGAUUCCGUUUUCCCUCACAGGUCCUAGUAUUCUCCUAAGUACUUUCCUUUCGAAUGUGUAGAGUUUGUUUUUGGAUGUUUCUUUCAGCACCCAGACUUCACUGCCAUAGCAUGUUAUUGGUCGAAUUAAGGUUUUAUAGAUUCUCAUCUUUGUAUUUCGGUGGACACUUUUUGACCGAAAUAUAUGGGAGAGGGCAAAAUAAGCUCUGUUUGCCUGCGUUAUUCUCUUCCUUAUUUCUCCAUCUUCUGACCGUCGGCAUAUAUUUCUACUCCCAGAUAUGUAAACUUUUCAACCGUUUCAAUGUCAUCUCAUGUAUAAUGUUUUCUGGGACUAUAUUUCUUCUCGUCUGAGUCAUUAUUUUUGUUUUUUCUGUGGUAAUCUGUUGAUGUUCUACUCAUAAUAUUAAUAUCAUCAGCAUAAGCGGCCAGUUGAACCGUUCGGUUGGUCAGUAGAUUUCCUCGUCCUCGUAAGUCCAAUUUGACCACUGAUAAUUAGUGCUUUUAAUAUUUGAUUGAUGCAAACCAUAGCAGCUAGAUGUAUUUUAUAGCUCCUGCAUUAACACCUUGGCUGCGUCGACUGUGUUGUAAUGCAUGGUGAUAAAUACGGUUUACCAUAUUUUCAACUAAAAAUAUAAAUAUGUCUAAAUGCAGCCAAGGUGUUAAUUCCACAUACCAGUAUUUAACAGUAAGGAAUAGAUAGAAAAUAUCCAUUUUACCCUGAUUGUAAUACAGUAUAUCCUCCGUUAACCAAAACAUCGUUUAACUGAAAUGACUGAAAGUUUCAAUAACUUCAUCAAUAAAAGGUUUAAAAAAAAUUAAUUUAAAAAAAUCAAUAAAGUUAAGAAAAUGAACAUGUUUAACAGUUUGUCUUUUAAGAAAUCUCCUAUUUUCUUUUGGGUUUUCCUUUGACAACAAUGUUUUGCAGCCAUAUCUCUCCAAUAAUACGUCAUUUGAUGAUACCAGAAGAGUUCUUGUUAUCCGAAACAGCCUCCCCCCAAUUGUUUCGGUUAACGGAGGUUUUAGUGUAGAUCUGAAAAUAUAUACAAUAACAAACUUUCAGCAGAAUCUUUUACUUGUUUCAAAAAAGUUAAAAUUUGGUUUGUGAGAUCUAAAACUAUUAAAAUGAAUUACUAAAACGUAAAUGAGGUAAACAAAACAAUAUGAGAUAAAAUCGAGCAGAUAGUUAUGAAUAAACGAAUAAAUAGGUAGGAAUAUUUUUUUCAAAAUUGUUUUUAGUUUAUAAUAAUUCGUAUUGUUUUUGAAUGAUAUUAUGGAAGUGUUAAUAAUUUAUUCCAACCAUGUAUUUUACUUACAUUAAAAAAAAAGGUUGAAAAUAUACUACAAAAUUAGAAAGAUGCAAUUAACAUAAAAUUUUCAUCAUAUAAAUAUAUUUUAAAUAGUUUAUUUCUAAAUCAAUUAAAAAACAAAUGCCAUCAAAAUCUCGAGAAAUCAUAAAUAUGUUUAUGUUUAACAAGAAACAAGCUUACUGAAAGAGUAUAUUACUUCGUAUUUUUCUUCAUGUAUAUUUCUGGAUUAGUGGAAGCGAUUCUUAGCAAAAGGUAUGGUUGUGUUCUACAAGUUUUUAUAAAAAACAAUACUUAAAAAGUAAUAUCGCGCUAUUCAAUACCAGCAAAACAAGUGGUAAAAAACACCUUAACUGUCAUGAAAAUGUAGUGGUAUGUCUGUGAUAGUUUCAAUGGUCCUUUAAAGAAAUCUAUCUUCCAUUUUAUAUUUGCAGUUCGAGGAUGACAAAAGUGAUAAAAGAUAAAUCAACUUAUACUUGAGUGAGGAAGUUAACUUUACUCUGAAAAAACGCCUAGUCGUUUAAUUUUGUAUUAUGUAACCAAAUAGAUUAAUUCAACGACGAAAAAAUACCCCAGUUUUGUUUUCCGAAUUUCUUUGUAUCUCAACAUACAAAAACUGGCUAGAUUUAAAAGUUUCCGUUAUAUAACUUAAAAACAAACUAUUAAGUUAUGUUGAUGAUCUGUGACGAUUUAUUUUUUUUUAUAUCUUUUAAUUGAUAAGUAUUUAAUCCUUGAGUAAGAGUAUUGAAUAAACCAUGGAAUUUUA